Molecule: messenger RNA, 2663 nt
Organism: Cryptomeria japonica (Japanese cedar)
Lineage: Eukaryota; Viridiplantae; Streptophyta; Pinopsida; Cupressales; Cupressaceae
Product: protein SMAX1-LIKE 3
Exons: 3
Coding region: 240-2174 (644 amino acids)
Source: RefSeq, a predicted model, not a curated record
AAAGUUAUAUGGCAUACCUUCACGAACAAGUUCAACAUCAUUCAUGCACUUCAUAUGCCCAUGGCUAAUUACAAGUACUGCUCAUAUUUCUCUCUACAGAUGAACCUGAAGCUGACAUCCACUUGAGAUUAUGCUAUAUGAGAACAACCAGUUGGGGGGAAGAACUAGUUAUGUAAAAGGAGUUCCUGAGCUACUCUAGUUAUUCCUAUAUCUAGAUUUCUUGUUUUGUUUCACAGAGAAUGAGAGCAGGAGGAUGCACAGUGCAGCACACUCUCACAGUGGAGGCAGCAGCUGCUGUGAGAAGUGCAGUGGGGCUAGCCAGGCGGCGCGGCCAUGCCCAAGCAACACCACUGCAUGUAGCAGUGAUGUUGCUUGGAUCAGAAUCAUCACUCCUUCGCCGUGCCUGUCUGCGCUCGCAUCCGUUGCAGUGGAGGGCGUUAGAAGUAUGUUUCAAUGUGGCGCUCAACCGCUUGCCUGCUGCCGCAGGCGCUGGACAGCCAUCACUGUCUAAUGCCCUGAUCGCUGCGCUCAAGCGAGCGCAGGCCAACCAGCGGCGAGGCUGCAUAGAACAGCAACAAGCCCAGCCACUGUUGGGUGUCAAGGUGGAGAUCGAACAGCUUGUGAUCUCCAUCCUUGAUGAUCCCAGUGUGAGUAGGGUGAUGAGAGAGGCUGGAUUUUAUAGCCCUAAUCUCAAAUAUAGCCUUGAGAACAAUACCCAUCUCAGCUACUCUUUGCAAAUCAGUGGCGGCGGUGGUGGCGGCAGUGUUGGUAGUGGUGGUGGUGGAGGGUUGUUGAGUAUGCAGGCACAAAACUGUAGAGCUAAAGAGAAACAAUAUAAGCCCUCAUUUUCUAAAGACAUGGAAUCCUUAGUUGAGGCACUGGCAUUUCAGAAGAGGAAAACUACUGUAAUAGUAGGAGAUGAACCCUUUUACACAGAAUGUAUUCUUCGCCAGCUCUUCACCCGCAUUGAAUCUGGAGACAUACCAGAUUGUAUAAAGAAUGUUCAGGUCAUUGGGCCUCAGAUUUUUUCUUGCCUUCAUUGCAGUAGAGAUGAGCUGGAGAGGAAGCUUUCAGCUUUGAACACAACUGUGGCUAGUUGUUGCCUUCGUGGGGUUAUUCUCUAUGUGGGAGAUCUUCGUUGGACUCUGGAAAUGAACCAGAAUUUUAAUAGAAGUUCUUGCUGUUCUUAUUCUCCUGUGGAGAUUGUUAUCAGAGAGGUGGGCAGAAUGUUGGCUUGUUAUGGUGAUCGCCUCUGGUUGUUGGGGUGUGCAACUUAUGAGACUUAUAUCAAGUGUAAAAUGAGGCAGCCCACUUUGGAAUCUCUUUGGAAAUUGCAGCCUCUCACUGUUCCUACAGGUGGCCUCAGCUUGGCUCUUCAUCACUCCAGCACAGCAGUUCAGGAUGCUAAGAUGGUGGGUGGUGAAGUUUAUCCCUGUAAGGAUAAACCUCACUUUGACAAGCUGAAGGCCACCAGUCUGGACUUUUAUAACAUUCAGAAAUUAAACAGUUGUCAUGAGUGUUCAAAAAAGCUGGAUUCAGAAGAUCCACUUCUUUUGCACCACAACAACUCAGUUGCCAAUCUAUAUACCCAAAUUCAAGGGACAUCAUCCACUUUGCCAUCCUUCUUUCAGCGUCAACAUGCAGACCAGAUUUCUACUGUGGAUUUAACUUCUUUAGAGGCUCAAAUAUCAAGUGAAUCAGUUAGAGAAUUGGGUAAUAAAUGGAAUCAAAAUUGUGGACAUGAAAGUCAAAUUCCUUUCUCUUGUUCAUGGAAUAUGUGUGGAGAUAGCAUGUUGAAGGACUCUAAACUGCAACUGCAAUCCUCUAUUAAUGAGAGCAUAAGAAACAAUGGUGAUGCUUCUAAACUAUCCUGGAACUCUGAUGCUGAAAAUUUGCUGGGUCCUGAUAGAUCUGUGAUAUGGUCCUCUACUCAACACAACAUUGAGAAUUCAACUAAGAACUUCUUUGCAGAAGAUAAUACUUGUGAAUCCAAUGACAGCAAAUCAAGAUUGGAAGUGCAAACUGCCCUAACUCUUGGUAGGUCAUCCUCCAAUGACAGUGACAAUAAUACAACUCCAAACAAAAGGAAUAGAACUAGUAAUGAUGGCCUCUGGUGGCAAAAUGCUCAAAAUUGUUCAGAUUCUGUGUCAGCUUCUGUGGGGACUGAUGAUUAAUAGUUAAUGCCCUGAUUAAUAUUGACAGCCAUUUAACAUGCAAUGGAAAACAUGAAGCUCCUCAGUGAAAUACUUGGUGCAAUUUGAGACAUUCAAAGAAAGGAUGAAAUGGAAAACAGUAUGAUAGUCAGCAUAGGCAAUGAACUCUUGCAGUCCUGGGAAAAAUUCUUCAGAAGGCUUGAGAUAGCAAAUCUGCCUCCAGAGAUAUAUCCAUCAUCACAAAAGAGCAGAAUAUCAAUUAAGAGGAAAUGGGGUCUGGAGAUUGUAAAAAUUAAAAUAAUUUAUAGAAUGUGGGUGUAUUUUUAAAACUGAAGAGGCUAAAGUAUGUAAGAUUUGUGGACUCUCUUCCAUGAUUAUAAAGGAUUCAGCAGAAUUACAUUGUAGGUGUUUUUUAAGCCAAUUUUUUUUUUUAUCAAUGCAGUCUCAUAAACAUUUUUUCUUGCUGGGCAAGGAUAAAAUGGUCUUUGCUAGAUUUAUUUUAGUCUAAAC